Messenger RNA from Symbiodinium natans, 924 nucleotides. NCBI's taxonomy places the organism in Eukaryota, Dinophyceae, Suessiales, Symbiodiniaceae. The record is from the annotation of a GenBank genome assembly.
AUGGACGUUUACCAAGAGGUCGCCAAUAAGCUGGACCUCACAGAAGAGGACAUGUACCAGCACGUGCUGGUGCAGAGCUUGGCGGAUGCCCAGCAGUAUCAGGACUGUCUACGCAACAUCGACCGGGCUCCUGAAGGAGUGGGUGAAGCAUCGGGUCAUGUCAAAAAGGAGCGAGUGGACAACUCGGCCUCGUACCGGGACUUUGUUGUGGAUGAAGACUACAACAGUCGGGUGUGCACGGCAUGGGUGGAUAUGGCCUCGAGGGACUAUGUCCUAGACACCGUCGUCAAAUGGCCUACCAGGCUUCCAGGGCCAGAGCAAGUCCUGGAGAUCUGCAACAGGCACUCCUGCGCGAAGCCUUUACCCGACAUCGCGAAGGAGUGCUUGGCCCCAGCGGGAUGGUCCUGGUCGUUGGGUCGACACUUGAUCCUGGUGGACCCUGAGGCCACCCCCCAGCGAUGCUUUGGCCUCCUCCAAUUCCCUGAAGUACCGCAGAUGGCGAGCAAGCUUCGAGGCUUUUGGCCUCGAUUCCUCAUGGAGGUGGUAACUUCCAUCCUGGAGCGAGCGGGUGCUGGCACGCGCCUUCUUCAGCGGCACGAGCAGGCCCAAGUCACCCGACAGUGUCUCAGGGCCUGCUUGCUCCGCGCCAAGGAGCUCCUGGAGCGCUUCUCGGAUCAGCGCGACGAGCUUCUCAAGGCGCUCCAGCCCGCCUCUGGCACCCUGGAGUUUCUCUUCAACCGCCUUGCCUCCAGCGGUGCAGUUCAGACCUCUGCGGCUGUGGUCCUGGCGCAGAGCUGGGCCAGUGAGCCAUCGCUGUUUGCUUGUUUCGAGGCGUUUCCCUUCGUGCUACCAAGCCUCCUGCGCGUGCCUUCGGCACCCUCGGUGAAGGCCACCAUUGCAGACAGCGGCAAGGCGCUUAUCUGA